AUGGCGUCGGUGGCCAUUUCCACGGAGGCUAAAAAAAUAGCAGAUUUGCGCGUUAUAGAUCUUAAAUCUCAGCUGAAACAACGGAACUUGGACGCGUCCGGCGUGAAAAGUGUUCUCAUCGCCCGACUCAAACAGGCUAUUGAAGAUGAAGGUGGUGACCCAGAAAACAUUGAAAUACAGCUUUCACUAGAACCACCAAAUAAGAAGAAAACCAAAGGAAGGAAAACGGAUACUGACACUGAUAAUAUGAGUAUGGUGGAAGAAGACUCUUUCUCCAAGGAGACGGAAGAGGAUGAAUCAGAAAAAGAUGUAACUGAUACAGAUGAUGGUACUCGCGAAAAUUCUAAGCCUCCACCCAGUGAGGAUGGCCUCGCUGAGGCCGAGGCCGAUGCCGAGCCAGAGUUGGAACCUGCGAUGGCGGCUGAGGCUGACUCAGAGCCUGAGCCCGAGAUGGAGGCUGAGCCAGAAGCUGAGGUGGUGGCUGAGCCUGAGGUGGAGGCUGAAGUGGGCGAGAUGGACGCCGAAGCCCUGAGUUCCUCUAAAGAAGCUGAGGACGAUCACCUAUCCGUCUCAAUCCCCAAUGAAGAUGCCAUCACACUUGAUGUGGAUGGUGAUGACCUCCUGGAAACAGGUAAACAUGUGAAACUUCCAGAUCCAGAGGCCGUGAAGGGCACCGAUGAACCAGAGGCCUCUGCUGAGAUGGUUCUCAAAGAUAACACAAAGGAGGAAGAGAUGGAGGGCCAUAAGAAAGAUGACGGAUCCAAGGUGGACCCUUCGAAGAAAGAGAGCCGGGACGCCUUGAAGAAAGCUGAAACGGGAGACAAAGAAAAGGAUUGUGGGAAGAAAGGCCCCUCUUCCUCUGGGGCAUCAGGUCAAGCAAAGAGCUCCUCAAGAGAUCGAGAUGGUAAAGCCGCAAAAGAUGAAAAGGGAGGUAUCAGCAAUAGCAGCACCAGCAGCUCUUCUCGUAACAUAUGGGUGAGCGGCCUGUCAUCCAACACUAAGGCAGCUGAUCUAAAGAACCUCUUCGGCAAAUAUGGAAAGGUUUUCAGUGCAAAGGUGGUGACAAAUGCACGCAGUCCUGGUUCAAAGUGUUACGGCUUGGUGACAAUGUCCUCCAGCGCCGAGGUAGGGCGGUGUAUCUCCCACCUGAAUCGCACAGACCUCCAUGGACAACAGAUAUAUGUGGAAAGGGUCAAAAGUGAUCCUUUCAAAAAGGACCCCUCAAAGAAGGAAGCAGAGGACAAAACCAAUUCCAGCAAAUCGAGUGACAAACGCAGCAGUACAGGAGGAAAGAUAACCAACAAAGCCCAACUAGCUUCCAAAAAAGACGACAAGACAUCGGACAAGCCUUCAGAAAAGGACAACAAAGAUUCAUCUAAGAAGCAGGAAUCUAAAAGUGGAAAAUCUGAGGCUUCGUCUUCCGGCUCAGGCCAAGAUUCUACCAAGAAGGAUGAGAAGAAACAUGGGCGGACAAAGAGCCCAGGGAAAAUGGUGGUCAUAGAUCAUGCUAAAGGAGAAGCGAACCUUGGCAAAAUGAGACAGCCCUUCAGAAGAGGACGACACUUUGACAAAUCUGCUUUCCCCAACACGAACACACAGCGCCGGCCCAGAUGGUUGAUUCCCCCUGAAGAGUUUGAGAUGAUGAAAAGAGAAGGGCGACCUUUCCUCAACAAGGGAGGCAGCAAAGAUAUCCUUCCAUUUGAGAAGAUGAAGGAGCAAAGAAUGCGUGAACGACUUGCUCGCCUGGAGCGUGUCCGCAGAGCAGAGGAGUUGCGCAGGCGACGUGAGAUCGCAGAGCAGGAACGUCGGGAGCGUGAGCGGAUCCGCCUGCUUCGAGAGCGUGAGGAGAGAGAGAACCUGCUCCGUGAACGACAGAGGCUUGAGAUGGAAAGGCAGAAACUGGAAAGGGAGCGCAUGGAGAGGGAGAGACUCGAGAGAGAGAGACUUCGUAUAGAGCAGGAGCGACGUAAAGAGGCAGAGCGACUCGCCCGUGAACGAGAGGAGCUACGAAGGCAGCAGGAGCAGCUCCGCUAUGAACAGGAGAAGAGAAACAACCUCAAGAGAAGCCGCGAUGUGGAUCACAGCCGCAGGGAUGAUCCCUACUGGAACGGAAAUAAGAAGAUGCAGCCUGAGACAGAGGUUCGCCUGAACCAGGGCUCUGAUUACAGUCGCCAGCAGAACCGCUUCACCAAUUUUAGUCCAAGAGAGAGAGGCCGUUUCCCAGAGACUACCACUGAGCAGCCCAACAACUAUGACCGACGUAAUCGCUUUGAUGGUGAGCCAGAUGCAAAGAAAAGUCGGCCUGCCCCGCCCAGAGAUAAUGCUGGGUUCGACCGCUACCCCAAGAACUUUACGGCAGUCCGCCGAGCAGAGCCACCCCUGCAUCCGCGGGCCGACCUCCGAGACACCGACCGCAGGGACCGAGAUGAGCGACGGCCUGUGCCUGUGUCUGAGCGUUCCGUGGGAGCCAGGGUGGCGAUGCCGGCCAUGUCACACACCCGCUCCCCCAGAGACUCGGGGCAGGGAGGGUGGAAGAAUGAAGGUGGCGUCAAUACCAACAAAGGAGACAUGCGGGCCGGCGUACGGAUGCGUCCAGAGAGAUCAGGAAGAGACGGCCCCACCCUCAGAGGAGGUGCUGCAGCCAGCCGAGGGAGGAGCAGCUUCGGUGAUCGAGAUGGAGGAAGAGCCAUGGGGAUGGGUGACCAGCCUUUUGGCUCCAGCCGGCAGGUGGUGGUGGAGCGUCACAGUAGGGAUCAGGGUCCAAGGAAGGACUGGCAUGGCGGAGCGGCUUCUCAGGGAGGGAGCUUCACUGACGGCCGCAGGAUGGGCGACAACCGCAGCGGCACCAUGAUGGCUCCACAUUCCAGCCACUCCUCAUCUGGAAUGAGCCGAAUUGUCCAGAUCACCAACAACUCUGUGUCUGCCGGCGGCAACGUCGGAGGAUUUAAACCCUUCAAAGCGGCACCACGGCGAUUCUAACUGCACCCAUAUUUGCCCAUACUGUACCGGUAUGGAGACAAUAAAAGCAAACAUAAGACCUUUUCUUUGGUUAUUUUGUGAAUUUUGACCAUUUUAAGAUUUGUAGCCACAGGGUUCAUAUAAGAGAAUGUUUUUUACUUUGUAUAGAUGAGUGCUUACCUCUAUGUAGGGUUUUCCUGACAGUUCAGCUGUGAAGCAACCCUGUGCACAGACAUUUUACUUGUACUGAGGAGGACUUUGUACAGCCUGGUUGUUUUGUAACAAGUUUUCAUGUGUUAUGACGUCUCACCACCUCCUGCAGAUGUUAAGUCAGGUAUGUAGAUUUUCAGUAGCUCCGUGUGAACAUUUAAGUCCUUUUGAAGUUAAAUGAUGUUGUGUUCUACUUCCCUGUCUCACUGGUCGUUUUUCUGCUGUAUGGUUAUCAGAGGAUAAGAGCGAUUAUGCACUCAAAUCUGGGCAUUUAUUCUCUGUGCAAAAUCUUUUAUGAAGGAUAAAGCGACAUAUUUUGACACAUGUAAUCGGGGUGGAACACAUGCUUGCAGGUUCCAUGGUCUUCGUAGUUGCCAAAUAGGUUGACUCGGAUCACAAGCUCGUAAAUACCCCAGUAUAUCCCCCAUGCAGUCAAGAGUUCAAGGGUAAACUUGGCUUGACUACAGGCUUUUUGGUUUUUGUUCAAAAAUGGAGAUAUGCUUUGCCCUGAAGUGCAGCUUGUGGUUGUCUUCGUUCUGCUCACACCAGCAGACGGUUUUAGAGUGAAGAUGGUCAAAAGCAAGUAUUGUGGUUUUCAUGAGCAAAUAUGGCUGCAUUAUGAACUCAAGUCUAACCAGUGGUGGCUGGCCAGUACAGGGCGCUGGGGCGCCGCCCCCUUCAAAGAUGAAAAUCUACUUAAAACGUGUUAAAUAUAAUUUAGUUGUAUAAUGCAAAUAAUGAUGAAAUAAAAGUGUU
This is a messenger RNA of Lampris incognitus (smalleye Pacific opah), 3924 nucleotides long. RefSeq names its product SAFB-like, transcription modulator (gene sltm). Gene Ontology annotation, cellular component: nucleus. Gene Ontology annotation, molecular function: RNA binding; sequence-specific DNA binding. The transcript is spliced from 20 exons. Bases 1 to 2979 code for a protein of 992 amino acids. NCBI's taxonomy places the organism in Eukaryota, Metazoa, Chordata, Actinopteri, Lampriformes, Lampridae. Gene Ontology annotation, biological process: regulation of mRNA processing; regulation of transcription by RNA polymerase II. The record is from RefSeq and is a predicted model, not a curated record.